This is a messenger RNA of Pelagomonas calceolata, 1108 nucleotides long. NCBI's taxonomy places the organism in Eukaryota, Pelagophyceae, Pelagomonadales, Pelagomonadaceae. The record is from the annotation of a GenBank genome assembly.
CUGGUUUUGCACCAGCACUGGGCUAAAGUAGCUCUAAGCAGAGUGCAGAUUCUUAAUUGUGCUAUUUCUAGGGCUAGUGCAGCCUUCAGUGCAGCAGCCUGCGCGAGAGAGCUGCGCAGAUAGUCUACACCGCCGUGAGAGCCAUGAGCUCAAUGCACGCAUGCGUGCUCCUCGCGCUGCUGCAGCGCACAAGCGGCCUGCGACCCGUGCGCGCCAUCUCGUUGGACAUCACGGGCACCCUCGUCACGCACAAAGGCUCAGUGGUGCAGCAUUACGUCGACGCCGCGGUCUGGGCGCGGUUGAAUGAUCCUCCUUCGGUAGACGAGAUGAAGCCAGCGUUUAAGCAGGCCUACAAGGAGCGUUGUUUGGAGAGCCCGUGCUUCGGCGGCGCCGAGGGCAUUAGUGGCCGCGACUGGUGGCGCGGCACCGCGCGCCGCGUGAUGGAGUUGUGUGGAAGGUCGUACGCGGAGGAGGACUUCGACCGCUGGUUCCGCCGCGUCUACCAGCACUUCGGCUCGCCCAAGGGCUACGAGGUGCUGCCCGACGCGGCCGUAUUCCUCGACAAAAUCUCCGACGUGUACCUCCUCGGCAUCUGUAGCAAUACGCCGAACCGCCACUCGGCCUCGGUGCUGCCGAUGUUGGGCAUACACGAGCGGUUCAAGUUCUUCGCAUCGUCGCAGGACGUAGGCCACGAGAAGCCGGAUCCGGAAAUCUUCGAGGACGCCUUCCGGCAAGCCAAGUUUUGGCUGCCCGAUCUGAAGCGCGACGAGGUGUUACAUGUUGGUGAUUCGCUCGCGUGUGAUUUCUGUGGCGCGCGUGCGUUCGGUUUUCAGGCGUUGCUGUUGGAUCGAUCCGGCAACGAGAAAGUGGUCGCCUACCAGGACUGGGUGCAGGCGCCGGACUACGAGGGCAAGUCCGCGGCCGACAUCGAGAACGGCACGGUCCGAAGCCUCGCGGACGUCGUGGCGCUCGUCGAGAUCUCGAACGCGGAGCCGGGGGCGUUUAUCAGGGUAAUGUAGUAGUUGUGUGAACAGAACAAUCUUGUUACGCAUCCCACGGCGCUAUGCCCUGGCACGCGCAUUCCUCCUCCCAUUCUCCCUGCCACUUC